Molecule: messenger RNA, 3390 nt
Organism: Styela clava
Lineage: Eukaryota; Metazoa; Chordata; Ascidiacea; Stolidobranchia; Styelidae
Source: RefSeq, a predicted model, not a curated record
GUAAAAUUUAGUUUACUCUUAGGAUGGGUUGCUUCAUUACUUAACUGUCAAUCUUUGACAAUAUAUGCUUGAUGUGACCAAGCUUUGAUGAUGAAUACCUUUCAAAAGUUUGUCUACUUAUCCUUUACCAUCGCACUGGUUGUUUAUGAAGUCAUAUUAGAGCAAGCCAACGUUGAUAUUUUAACUUCACGACUUGGAAACAUAACUUCUCCGGGAUAUCCCGGUAACUUCACGAGUAACAAUUCCAAAACAUGGAUUCUACCACACCCAAUUUAUUCCCAUAAUUCUUCAUUGGUGCUUCGCUUUUUGGAGAUGGAUAUGAUUUUUAUUUUUUUCAGAAGAAAGUUUGUCCUGGGAGACUUGACAAUUCAAGGGCAAAAUUUAGCACUUAUGGAAAGUGGGAGCUGCGUGAUACUUGAGAAGGAACACUGCCGAAUUCAAACGUCACAAAUCUACGAAAACUGCAUUGUUUUAGGCAACUUGAAUAGGUAUGCAAAUUUGAAGGAAAAUUUAACGAUGAAUUUCGUAGCAAACGGCUUCAAUAAAUACCUGAAAGACAAAAGAUUUAAAAUGGGAUACGAAUAUGUGGAAUGUCCAGAAAUUGAAACAACAACCGAAGCAAAUGACACACCUACGGAAAAAAGUAUUCUUCUUUCUUUGACAAUAAUUUUUGGAGUUGUGGCAGCCACUGCGAUUAUAUGCUUGAUAAGGUCAAAAGUUAAAAACAAUCUACACCAAGACGGCCAAAAUUGCCAAACUGAAGAGAUGAACCCGGAAUUGCGCCCGGAAGUGUACGCCUAUGAAAAUAUUGAGACAACAAGGCAAUAUGAAGUAGUUGGACCUAAACAAGAUGAACUAGGAUCUAAUUUAGCAGCUAAUGCAGCAGGUUACACAAAAAUGAAUCAAGAUCUUUCAAAAUUAGAAAACAUUGAUCAUUUGAAAAAGGAUAAAAAAAUCCUCCCAGUAAAAGAGUUGGAUGCAACCGACAUCGUCAAAAAUAAAGCUGUUUCUAGUGUCACAAACCCGGAACUAAAUCCAGAAAUUUUCAGCCAAUGCAUGAAUGUAAACGAGGAGAAAAAAAUGCAGGAUUCGUCGAUCCGGACGCAAACUCAGAUGCAAGCGGAAACACAGACCCGCCAAUGUACAGUGUUGUUAAUAAAAAGUCUGAUACGGGAGUCACAAGCCCUGUGGGACUCGCCACAGGGGUACACGGUUUGGCUAAAGAACAGCACUAUGAUGACUUAGGACAAAUUAACGUCGCAAUAGAAGAAGACGAUCGCCAUGUUGACGAUAUAUACUCCGUCGCUACUGAGUUUCACCGUAACGAUAACCAUGGGACUCAGGAGGUUAUGGAGAAUCCGUACGACUUUGCCGACAGACCUUAACUAACGAUUCCAAAACUAACUCACUAAAUUGUAACGGAAGAAACGAUGGACAACACAGCUUUAGAAUACAUUAUCAUACAGUCCUGAGCGGUGGGACAAAAUGACACUCUUUUUUGUUACAACUGAUGAAUUUUGUAGAAGGCCGCCGCCAUGAAACACCCCCGCAAACGCUCCAAAUAAAAUAAAAUUAUUUAGGGGUUAGGACUAGGAUUACAGAUUGCGCUAGAAAUUCAGAUUUUUAAAUUAUUCUUACUCGAAUCCUAAACGAAUAAAAGCUAAUCUUUCGUAUUAAAACGGGGGGGUCUACAAAAUAUUCAAACUUAUAGCUGAGUACGGGAUUACCAAACUUGCUAUCUCCCUGUUCAAAACCACCACAGUACCCAUCGAUUUUGGAGGUUACUCAUUCCUUUUAUGAAGUGUUUAUGUUUAUGUACAAAACCUAAGAUGGCACAUGGCCUUGAAUUUAUUUGUCUAUAUUUUGCGUAAUUCAAAUGUUCAAGUUCCAAUGUUCAAGUUCACGCGUGCUAAGUGUGACAUAAUAUGAUUACUCAACCGAGUGCGACAAGUCUUAAUUGCUGCAUCGCAUCUAUCUGUCUAGUAUCCAUCAUCGCAUCUAUCUCGCUACCACUCAGUCGUUGUAAACUCGUGCUAUCAUGUAGAUUUGUCUAUAUUUAAACGAUUUGUUUACUGUUUCCGUUUAAGUUAUAUUGCCAAGUUCUUCCGUUGUUCUCAAUGAACUAAGUUCGGUAUCAAGCCAGUUUUUACUCUGAAUAGAUAACUUUUGGGUGACGAAACUCCAGGUGACUCGCUUUUAUACAACUUAAGAAAAUGGAAUCUUCAACUCAACAACAAACCUUUCAAAUCCGAGAACUAAAACAGAGACUUUGCUUUAGCAUUGGCUCGUAUUUUACGCGUUAUUUGUUAUAAUUAUACUUUUACUGUCGCUUCGAUGGAAAUUAUGCAUUAUCAGCCUUGCUAUGUUUUAACAACCUUCCUUCGCAGUAUACUAAAUCCCGGAUGAGCCAAUAAACACGGUACCUGAAGGGAUCGGGGGGCACUAAAGCCAACCAACCGGCAGAACUUCUUCCCAGAAAUAAUAUUUUCGUUCCUAGCGGAGGGGUUUUGCAUUAUUUGCUGUAUUAAUACUACUAUUUUAUCAUUACUAUAAUACUCAAUUUAUGAACACAUAUAGACUACUUAAGCCAGGGGCCGGCAAACUAAGGCCCACGGAGCAAUAUAAUGCGGCCCUCGACGCUUCACUGAAUUAUAUUAACAAAACAAUUGUAUUGACGAUUAUAUUCUUUACCUGACAGAAUUUGCUUUGACACACUAAAUUAUAUUAUAACCUGAGAGGUAUAUAAUUCACAAUCACUCGUUUAAUGACUCUAUAAACUGAUCAUAAUUAGACAAAUGGCAACAGAACGUAAAAAAGUUGAUGCUCAGUGCAAAUGGUUUGAUGGCGCAAAAUAUAUUCAAAUGAUCAGUCUUCGCGCGCUGCUUGAAAUUUAACUGAAAUCUGUGUAAAAAAGUAGGAUUCAUUGACCAUUCCUUCCAUUUUUAACUUUCUAAAUUAUAUUUCUAAAAAUAUGUGUGGCCCACCAAUGACUUGCAACCCUUAUUUUGGCCCGCUAACGACAAAGUUUGCUGACCCCUUUGCUUAUAGACUUCCGUCACUUCACACAACUUGAUGUAAUGUAGGCGAAAAAAAUUAGUUACCUCCAUAUUGGUACACAUACUUCUCGAGCGCCGACAUUUUUGUGUGAAGGGAGGAUGGAAUAAAGUGGAAUUUAACAAAAGAGGUUGGAAACAACCUACGCCAUGGACGAAGUGUCCCACGGAGUUCCAACAACUAAUCUUAAAAGCUACCGGUAUUCAAAAAUUUAAUUCAUUUAAUAUGAAUAGAUUAUACAAAUUUGAACGUAUACAAAUACUCUUACAUAUAUAUUUUGAUUGUCAUUUCUGUUUUACAUAUAUAUAUUAUCCUUUGCAUAUAAUAAAACACGAC